This is a messenger RNA of Globicephala melas (long-finned pilot whale), 4515 nucleotides long. It is a transcript of the gene CCDC186, whose product is annotated as coiled-coil domain containing 186. Gene Ontology annotation, molecular function: small GTPase binding. Gene Ontology annotation, biological process: vesicle cytoskeletal trafficking. Gene Ontology annotation, cellular component: trans-Golgi network. The record is from RefSeq and is a predicted model, not a curated record. Lineage: Eukaryota; Metazoa; Chordata; Mammalia; Artiodactyla; Delphinidae.
GCCAUCUUUGUUGAUGUGUCAGCUCUGCGGGGGCUUGGGGAAGUCGCGGCGGAGGGAGCUUGGUGUCGGCCCUGUUACUCAUCGCUGCCCCCCGCCCCUGCACUUCCUGUUCUUCUGGACCCCGUUAUGGAGAAGUUGGCCCCUACGCGGGAAUUCCAAUGGCCUCUUUAGGGGUGUGGCCUAAGGCUCGAAGAAGUGCGAUGUAAAACGAAGAUCAGGAACAGCUUUGAAGAGAUGCAAAGUGAAUUGGUGCCAGUCAGCAUGUCAGAAACAGAGCACAUAGCCUCCAUUUCCUCUGAUCAAAAUAUUGAGAAAACAUCUGAAAUAAAGGAAGACUCAUGCAAUUCGUUUUCUGGUGAUGAAAACAGCAGCUUAGAAAAUGAGUCCAAACUGUUGUCAUUAAAGUUUGAUAAAACUUUAUGUCAGCCCAGUGAACACAAUAAUCAAACUGAAACACAGGAAAAUUAUAUUCCAGAUCAUGGUGGAGGUGAGGAUUCCUGUGCUAAAACAGACAUAUGCCCAGAAAAUUCUGAACAAAUAGCUAAUUUUCCUGGUGGAGAUUUUACAAAGCAAGUUUUGAAAACAAAUGAAGCAGAACAAACAGUAACACAAAUAUUGGCGGAAUUAAGGUCAUCUACAUUUACAGAAGCAGCUAAUCAAAAGACCUAUUCAGAAAGUCCUUAUGAUACAGACUGCACCAAGAAACUUAUUUCAAAAAUGAAGAAUGUUUCAACAUCAGAGGAUUUGUUGGAAGAAAUAGAAUCUGAGCUCUUAUCUACUGAGUUUGCAAAAGAACACCGACUACCAAAUGGAAUGAAUAAGGGAGAAAAUGCAUUAGUUAUGUUUGAAAAGUGUGUGCAAGAUAAGCAUUUGCAGCAGGAGCAUACCAUAAAGAAGUUAAUUAAAGAAAAUAAGAAGCAUCAGGAACUUAUCUUAGACAUUUGUUCAGAAAAAGACAAUUUAAGAGAAGAACUAAAAAAAAGAACAGAAACAGAGAAGCAGCAUAUGAACACAAUUAAACAGUUAGAAUCAAGAAUAGAGGAACUUAAUAAAGAAGUUCAAGCUUCCAAAGAUAAAGUACUAGCUCAAGACAUUGCAACUAAAAAUGCAAUUCAGCAAUUACACAAAGAGAUGGCCCAUCGGAUGGAACAGGCCAACAAGAAAUGUGAAGAAGCACGCCAGGAAAAAGAAGCAAUGGUAAUGAAGUAUGUAAGAGGCGAGAAGGAAUCUUUAGACCUUCGAAAGGAAAAAGAGAUACUUGAAAAAAAACUUAGAGAUGCAAAUAAAGAAUAUGAGAAAAACACUAACAAAAUUAAGCAACUUUCUCAGGAGAAAGGACGGCUGCACCAGCUGUACGAAACAAAGGAAGGUGAAACUACUAGACUCGUCAGAGAAAUAGACAAAUUAAAGGAAGAUAUCAACUCUCAAAUCAUUAAAGUAAAAUGGGCACAAAACAAAUUAAAAGCAGAAAUGGAUUCACACAAGGAAACCAAAGAUAAACUCAAAGAGACAACAACAAAAUUAACUCAAGCAAAGGAAGAAGCAGAUCAAAUUCGGAAAAAUUGUCAGGAUAUGAUAAAAACAUAUCAGGAAUCAGAAGAAAUUAAAUCAAAUGAACUUGAUGCCAAGCUUAGAGUCACAAAAGGAGAACUUGAAAAACAAAUGCAAGAAAAAUCUAACCAGCUAGAAAUGCAUCAUGCCAAAAUAAAGGAACUAGAAGAUCUGAAGAGGACAUUUAAGGAGGGCAUGGAUGAGCUACGAACACUGAGAACAAAGGUAAAAUGUCUAGAAGAUGAACGAUUGAGAACAGAAGAUGAACUAUCAAAAUAUAAAGAAAUUAUUAAUCGCCAAAAAGCUGAAAUUCAGAAUUUAUUGGACAAAGUGAAAAUUGCAGGUCAGAUACAGGAGCAGCAUCAAAGAGGUAAACAAGAAAUUGAAAAUUUGAAGGAAGAAGUGGAAAGUCUUAAUUCUUUGAUUAAUGACCUACAAAAAGACAUCGAAGGCAGUAGGAAAAGAGAAUCUGAGCUACUACUGUUUACAGAAAAGCUCACUAGUAAGAAUGCACAACUUCAAUCUGAAUCCAAUUCUUUGCAGUCACAGUUUGAUAAACUUUCCUGUAGUGAAAGUCAGUUACAAAGCCAAUGUGAACACAUGAAACAGACAAAUAUUAAUUUGGAAAGUAGAUUGUUAAAAGAAGAAGAACUGCGAAAAGAGGAAGUCCAGACUCUGCAAGCUGAACUCACUUGUAGACAAACCGAAGUUAAAACACUGAGUACCCAGGUGGAAGAAUUAAAAGAUGAAUUAGUAACUCAAAGACGUAAACAUGCCUCUAGUGUCAAGGAUCUUACCAAACAACUUCAGCAAGCACGAAGAAAGUUAGAUCAGGUUGAGAAUGGAAGCUAUGAUAAAGAAGUCAGCAGCAUGGGAAGUCGUUCUAGUUCAUCAGGGUCCCUCAAUGCUCGAAGCAGUGCAGAAGAUCGAUCUCCAGAAAAUACUGGGUCGUCAGUAGCUGUGGAUAACUUUCCAGAAGUAGACAAGGCCAUGCUGAUUGAGAGGAUAGUAAGGCUGCAGAAGGCACAUGCUCGGAAAAAUGAAAAGAUAGAAUUUAUGGAGGAUCACAUCAAACAAUUGGUGGAAGAAAUUAGGAAAAAAACAAAAAUAAUUCAGAGUUACGUUUUACGAGAAGAAUCAGGCACACUUUCUUCAGAGGCAUCUGAUUUUAACAAAGUCCAUUUAAGUAGACGGGGUGGCAUCAUGGCAUCUUUAUACACAUCCCAUCCAGCUGAUAGUGGAUUAACAUUGGAACUCUCUUUGGAGAUCAACCGAAAACUACAGGCUGUUUUGGAGGAUACGUUAUUGAAAAAUAUUACUUUGAAGGAAAAUCUGCAAACACUUGGAACAGAAAUAGAACGUCUUAUUAAACACCAGCACGACCUAGAACAGAGGACGAAGAAAACCUAACACAAAGUUCUUCCUCAGUAAACAGACAAAAGCUACACAAGGAGCAGGUGCCAUUGCCCAGUAUUGUUGGAAACUUUUCCCUGCUUUGUGUGUCAGCCAGUAAAAAAUUUGUUUUGCUUCAUCUGUAUAAAAAAGUACCUUUUUACAAUACAAGUGCAUUGCUGUGUAUACUGUAAGAAUGUAAGCUUUGAUGAAACUUGUUUUUGUGUGGUGACAGCCUGUCAUUGAAUCAGAACAACUUAUUUAAUUUGCUGAUAGUCAUAUGAAGUGCUGAACAUUAUGACAAGGCUUUUGAAAACCCCUUCUCCAUAUUUCUUCCCUUUAAAAUAUAUAAUCUCAAAAUUGAUUUCACUUUUUAAAAUUAUGCAUGAAAGGACAGGUGUUAAUCAUUCAGUAAUAUGCUAUUUCUCCAACAUGAAGAAACCUAAAGAAGUGAUAAAAACUUGUUUUGACAUUCUAAUAUAACAUUUGCUUGUGUAUUAGGGAUGCCAAUGAGUUCUUAAACCAUUUGAUUUUAAUGGAAGCUAAUAGGAAAGCUAGCUUUUGGUAACUAGCAAUGAUCAGGCAUUGUAUGCCCCUGUCAGGUUUCCUUAUUUGUGCUAGGUACAUUUUUUUCAGAUUCGAAUUGAGUUAAUAGUUGAGUUUUUUAAAUCUCCAGUUACAUAAAAUAUGAUUUUAAAUAAUCUGCUCAUUUAGAGAAUUCCUGUGGACUUCAGUUAUAUUUUAAAAUGUGAAAUGGAUUAGUCUCAUUAGAACAGAGAGAUGAAUAAUGAAUUCUUUGAAACUGAAGUACUUUAGUUUUACUGACAUCAAGUAUAAAGAUAAAUUUAAGAUAUUUAUAAAGAACCAGUUCCCAAGAAAAUCCAGCAUAUGGCACUGUUAACCAUUUUAUCUGUGCACCAUUCUUUACUAUUGGUAUAAUUAUAUAUUAUAGUGGGGUGAUCUUACAGUCCCCAGAUAUGAUAUGUUUGGUAUAUUUAUUUAAAAUACAAAAUAAUUACAUCUCCGUAACCAAAGGAAUUUUAGAACCAAAUUUAUGUAUCCUGUUGGAGUUUUACAAUAUUUAUGAUGUACACUUAAAUGUUGACAGUCAUAGUAUCAGUAUUUCUGUCAUUGAAUUUUUUUCUCACCUCUUGUAAUUUCUCACUUAUUUUAAUUUUUGUGUGUGGUUUUUCACAUUUCAUUAUAUUCAGAUAAUUUCUAUAGUAGAUACCUUGGCACAUACACAGAUGUUGCAGCAAGCCUCAUUUUCGUUUUGGAUUUUCGCCAACUUCUUUCUCCCCUUAACAGAAGUAAGCUUUGCGGUGGAUUAAAAGCCUUUAAAGAAUUGUGUGGCAGGGCUUCCCUGGUGGCGCAGUGGUUGAGAGUACGCCUGCCGAAGCAGGGAACACGGGUUCGUCCCCCGGUCCGGGAGGAUCCCACGUGCCGCGGAGCAGCUGGGCCCGUGAGCCAUGGCCGCUGGGCCUGCGCGUCCGGAGCCUGUGUUCCGCAAUGGGAGAGGCCACAACAGUGAGAGGCCCACGUAGCGCAAAAAAAAAACAAAAAAAACAAGAA